Plenodomus lingam JN3 is the source of this 1926-nucleotide messenger RNA. RefSeq lists its product as uncharacterized. The record is from RefSeq and is a predicted model, not a curated record. Lineage: Eukaryota; Fungi; Ascomycota; Dothideomycetes; Pleosporales; Leptosphaeriaceae.
AUGCCCCCCAGACCGCCAGCCUCGUCCUCGUCCUCGUCCUCUCCCUCGCCCUCACCCUCACCCUUGCCCUCGCCUCGGCCGACUAGCUUCCCCUACACUAUAGCCUCCUUUGACUACCCACACGCCUCGACAUCUCCCCGCCCCGCCCCUCGUACAGGGACUACCGGCGGUGGUAGUACUACCAGCACGGCUCGGAAUGACCUAGGCUACCCCCUCGCACCACCACCACCACUACCACCACCACUACCACCACCACCCGAGCCCCUCCUCCCACUCUCCACCCGCAACGACCGAGCAUCACGACAACGACGACGACGACAACAACGACGAGACCGCUUUCUUUCACCCGAACCAAGACUUUUGCCAUCCAUGCGGCCUCCCACGGCGCACCCAAACCGCCCCCGUGCCAUGCCAAGCCUGCGCAAUCUCCGUCGCUCCCACGCCCGCUCUCGGGACGACCAGUUGACUGCAGACAUGGACGCUGUGCCCGACUUUGCCAGCCUACUGAACGAUAUGCCCGCCAACGAUCCUUUGGCUCCCUCCCACUCACAAUCACUGCCACUGCCACAACCAAGCCACCGUCCUCGUAGCCCAACCGUCCAGAUCAACAGCGAGCGUCGUAGCAAACGGAGAAAAUUGCAGCACGACACGCACGAAAAGAAUGAAUACACUUGCUACAAGUAUGGCUACAGAGGCCAGGUGGUACCGGGACGUCUGCGCAUGGACAUUGUUAGCUGUGACGGCGGAGAACACCGCAAGGACAACACGCCCGGCCUGUAUAGGGUACAGAACGUGCUGCGCAACGACAAGAGCGUCUACUGCAGCGAGAGUUCGCAAUGCAACCUAUUGCUAAAGCACAUGGGCGAAGCCCCUUUUGCGCUCGAGAAAGUGGUCAUUCGAGCGCCCGAUCGUGGCUUCAACGCUCCUGUUCAAGAAGGACUCAUCUUCGUUUCCAUGUCCGCAGACGAGUUGCUGUCUAGCACGGCCGCCUAUUGCAUGCAAUAUCGAUCGCAGUCUCCUCUCAGAUCGCCUUCCCCACUCUCUCACAGCGAAGACGACGUCUCGGGUGAGGAACCGUUGUUGCUGAGAGAAGCUAUGAAUGAUUCGCGAAUCUGGCAGCAGAUGAGUCAGGCACACCAGGCCACCCGAAUGGACACAUCGGACAGUCUGGAGAGUCUUCAACGUCGCAGCGACGAACUGCUCCGAGCCGUUUCCUGGUUGAGUAAUUCCGACAGAUUGGAUCAGCUUGCAUUCGAUCAUCUCACUCGCCCAGAGCGCCAACAACGCCCCCAUUCUGACUCCGAGCGACGACGGAUUCUGCGCCAGAUGGUCGAGCACGAAGAGGAACAGGAUGCCGACAACUGCGAUCAUGCUGCCGACGAGCCUUACAACAAUGCCUUGGGACUCUCUGCGCCCACGCCACCCCCUUUUACCGUCACGACAGCGACAGAAGAAGACGAGUCGGAUUCGAACGAGGAAAUGCCAAGUGCUGCCGUUGCGCAAGAUCGCCGACGAAGAGAAAGUCGCUGGCAGCCAGAGAGUGAUGAAGAGGAAGACGAGUAUAUGACGCGUAUCGGACGGCUUCAUCGCGUCCAAGCUCUCGAUUACACCGCGUACGACGAAUGGCGAGAAAGGCGUGAAAACGGCAUCCUUGAACCGAUUCGGCCCGCUCGCGUUGCGACCCCGAGCCGAAUUGCGAUUACAGAGACUCCGUCUCCUGCCGAUGGUCUGAUUCCUCCUCACGCGAGGUUCUUUAUUGCGAAGAACAAGAAUAAGAUUACCAUCAAAUUCACGCCUGCCAUUUCGGGAAAACAUGUGUUGCUUAAACUCUGGAGUCCAAAACACGACGGCAAUAUUGAUAUUGAAAGUGUGCAAUUCCACGGCUAUUCGGGCCCACGAUUCUUUCCAGCCACUCAGCCGCGAUAG